This is a messenger RNA of Glossina fuscipes, 1573 nucleotides long. It is a transcript of the gene Dsor1, whose product is annotated as dual specificity mitogen-activated protein kinase kinase dSOR1. The coding region runs from base 292 to 1479 and encodes 395 amino acids. The transcript has 4 exons. Gene Ontology annotation, molecular function: ATP binding; protein kinase activity. The record is from RefSeq and is a predicted model, not a curated record. Gene Ontology annotation, biological process: protein phosphorylation. NCBI's taxonomy places the organism in Eukaryota, Metazoa, Arthropoda, Insecta, Diptera, Glossinidae.
GUUCGUCAGUUUGCUACGUCGUUCGCAUUUCUUUUGAAACAGCUGAUGGUUAAAAAUUAUUGCGAACUGCAAAAAUGCUGCUUCUACUUCUACCGGAAAAUGUUACAAAAAGGCCACGAAGAAAAAAUAAACUUUGGGUGUAGUCAUUAAAAAAAGGAAAAAACAGAAUUGUUUAAAAGGAUAUAAAGCAAUUAAUGAAAAAAUUUGUAUAAAGCAAAGUCAGCGAACAAGUUUGUAAUAUUAUUAAUACUAAAAAAAAAAAAAGAGAAGGAGGAGUAUAAGAAUUAAAAAAUGUCGAAGAAUAAACUGAACUUAACAUUGCCACCGGUAGAUACCUCUGCAGCAUCAUCCCAAGUGGUACCUACACCACCUUUUAAAACACCUUCAGGCACAGAAAAACAUAGUUUGCUGGGUAAGCCGAAGACGAGCAUCGAAGCCCUUACCGAAACCCUGGAGGAAUUGGAAAUGGAUGACACGGCUCGUAAACGUAUUAAAGUAUUCCUCAGUCAAAAGGAGAAAAUUGGUGAGCUAUCAGACGACGAUCUUGAGAAAUUGGGUGAACUGGGCUCCGGUAAUGGUGGCGUUGUUAUGAAGGUGCGUCACAUACCCACACAAUUGAUUAUGGCAAGAAAGUUGAUACACUUGGAAGUGAAACCUGCGAUUAAAAAACAAAUCAUACGUGAACUAAAAGUAUUGCACGAAUGCAAUUUUCCACACAUAGUAGGAUUUUAUGGAGCAUUUUAUAGUGAUGGUGAAAUCAGUAUUUGUAUGGAAUAUAUGGAUGGCGGCUCAUUGGAUUUGAUUUUGAAACGAGCGGGCAGAAUUCCAGAAUCAAUUUUAGGUAAAAUAACGUUAGCUGUGCUUAAAGGCCUAAGCUAUUUAAGGGAUAAACAUGCAAUUAUGCAUCGAGACGUCAAGCCCAGCAAUAUUCUGGUUAAUAGUAGUGGCGAAAUAAAAAUUUGUGAUUUCGGUGUAUCUGGACAACUCAUAGAUUCAAUGGCGAAUUCUUUUGUCGGUACAAGAAGUUAUAUGUCGCCUGAGCGUUUGCAAGGUACACACUACUCUGUGCAAUCAGACAUUUGGUCUUUGGGUUUGUCACUCGUGGAAAUGGCUAUCGGAAUGUACCCUAUACCGCCGCCAGAUGCCAAAACAAUUGAAGCCAUAUUUGAUGAAAGAAAUGAGGACGGCACACAAACUGUGCUUGAACCUAAAGUAAUGGCCAUUUUUGAACUACUCGACUAUAUUGUGAAUGAACCUCCACCUAAACUAGAGCAUAAGGUAUUUACCGAUAAGUUUAAGGAUUUCGUAGAUAUAUGUCUGAAGAAAAAUCCCGAAGAACGAGCCGACUUAAAAACACUAUUGAAUCACCCUUGGAUAUGUAAGGCUGAAGAGGAAGAAGUUGACAUUGCUGGCUGGGUAUGUAAAACAAUGGACUUGCCCCCAUCAACACCAAAACGGAACACAUCGCCCAAUCAAUAAAAUAUUUAGCAUUCGUAAUUUAAUGUAUAAUCAAUCUCACUUGAAAAGAUACAUGCUGAAAUCUUAAUAAAUUAUGUGUACUACUACUACUACU